AUGCAUUUUCUUUCCCAAGAUAACUUUAAAUGUAACUCUGAGUCCCCACUGUCUUUGUGCCAUCAUCCAGUAACUGCUGGUGCUUUCACAGCUCACAGACACAUGAAGAUCUUCAACAUCCCCAGCAACUCCAGCACCAUCUCUGGCUUCCUCCUUCUGGGCUUCCCUUGUCCCAGGGAGGGGCAGAUCCUCCUCUUUGUGCUCUUCUCUGCUGUCUACCUCCUGACCCUCAUGGGCAAUGGUUCCAUCAUCUGUGCUGUGCGCUGGGAUCAGAGACUCCACACCCCCAUGUACAUCCUCCUAGCCAACUUCUCCUUCCUGGAGAUCUGGUAUGUCACCUCCACGGUCCCCAACAUGCUGGCCAACUUCCUCUCUGACACCAAGGUCAUCUCCUUCUCUGGCUGCUUUCUCCAGUUCUAUUUCUUCUUCUCCUUGGGUUCUACAGAAUGCUUUUUCCUGGCGGUUAUGGCGUUUGAUCGAUACCUUGCCAUCUGCUGGCCUCUACACUAUCUGAGCAUUAUGACCGGACGUCUCUGCACCAAUCUUGUGAUCAAUUGCUGGGUAUUUGGUUUCCUCUGGUUCUUAAUCCCCAUCAUCAUCAUCUCCCAAAUGACCUUCUGUGGAUCCAGGAUUAUUGACCACUUCCUGUGUGACCCAGGUCCUCUCCUAGCACUCACUUGCAAAAAAUCUCGUGUGAUAGAGCUUGUCUUCUCCACCUUAAGUCCUCUGCCUCUCAUUAUUCCCUUUCUCUUUAUCAUGGGGUCCUAUGCUCUGGUCCUGAAAGCUGUGUUGAAGGUCCCUUCAGCCUCUGGGAGAAGAAAGGCUUUCUCCACCUGUGGGUCUCAUCUAGCUGUGGUGUCUCUGUUCUAUGGCUCAGUACUGGUCAUGUAUGGGAGCCCAACAUCUGAGCAUGAAGUUGGAAUGCAGAAGAUUGUCACUCUGUUUUAUUCUGUUGUGACCCCACUCCUAAACCCUGUGAUAUAUAGUCUUAGGAACAAAGAUAUGAAAAAAGCCAUGCAGAAAUUUCUGGGAAUAUAA
Molecule: messenger RNA, 1038 nt
Organism: Propithecus coquereli (Coquerel's sifaka)
Lineage: Eukaryota; Metazoa; Chordata; Mammalia; Primates; Indriidae
Product: olfactory receptor 11G2-like
Exons: 1
Coding region: 1-1038 (345 amino acids)
Biological process (GO): G protein-coupled receptor signaling pathway
Cellular component (GO): membrane
Molecular function (GO): olfactory receptor activity; G protein-coupled receptor activity
Source: RefSeq, a predicted model, not a curated record